Molecule: messenger RNA, 342 nt
Organism: Linderina pennispora
Lineage: Eukaryota; Fungi; Kickxellomycota; Kickxellomycetes; Kickxellales; Kickxellaceae
Exons: 1
Coding region: 1-342 (113 amino acids)
Biological process (GO): protein phosphorylation
Molecular function (GO): ATP binding; protein kinase activity
Source: RefSeq, a predicted model, not a curated record
AUGCAUGCGAAAGGUGUUGUCCACAGCAACAUCAACAAGUUUAAUAUCGCUGUAAAUGAGGACGACACUCUGCGUCUCAUUGAUUUUGGCCAUUCGAGUAUUGGUCACAGCAGUGUUGCAACAGACGUCUGGGAUGGGCCGGAUAUCAACAGCAAAGGGCAUGACAAGGCGGUUCAGAACCUGAUUGGCAGUGUUGCGCGGUCGACGAUGACUGCCAUGAUGAUGCCAUGGAAGUUAUCGAGUCGACCGACAACGAGAGCAGCUCUCGCGCUGAACCAAUGGAGAUAUCCAGCGGAGACUUGUGACCACUACAAUCACAGCUUUCCACCUCGGUUUCACUGA